UAUCUCUCUCUCUCUCUUUAUAAAAACCAAAACAAAAACAAAAACAAAAACAAAGACAAAGACAAAAGUAAUAAAUUCUUGUUGCGCAUUCAUAUUAUUUUACAAUUCAUCGCAAAACCCUAAUUUCUUGAUCGUCUUCGUCUUCGUCGUCGAUUCGCAGUAACGAAGUUUCGCUCUCAUCGCUCUCUGUUCCUUCGAUGGAAGGCAAAGGCUCCCAGUGUAAUGAUAGCACCGGUGAAGAUAGCGAUCACGUGAUAUGUUUGAGUUCAGAUAGCGAUAGUGUUAUACAUUUGAGUUCUGAUAAUGAAGGUGAACAUUUUUUGAGCACAAUGGAAGAGAAUGAAGGGAGAGAGGUUUGGGACUUGGAUUCUGUGCCAAAGGAUUGGGUUGGAGUUAGUGAUCAAGAAGAUAGUGCAAGUGAUUCUAAUCUUGAGUAUAGGAUGCCAAAGUGGAAUAAAAUGGGAGGCCCGAGUCACGACAGAGAGGAAUUCAGAGUGCAAGAGGAAGUGGGGUUGGUUAUAAGUAAUGGUGAAGAACUACAGGAUCUUGAGAUGGAUAUUGAUUUUCCUGUAUUGAAGAAGAUGAGAAAUGAGAAGACUAGGAAAAGGAAAAAAGAUAAAAGGACCCUGAAGUGGGAAGUUUGGGAAGAAGACCAAAACAGAUGGGUUGAAAACAAUAUGAUGAAUGAUAUUGAUCUGGAAAAUCAGAAUGAAGUGAUCACUGAAACUUGUGAUGCAUCUUCAGAUUUGGUUAUGCCUCUGCUGAGGUACCAGAAGGAAUGGUUGGCAUGGGCUUUGAAGCAAGAGGAGUCUUCCACAAGAGGGGGGAUCCUUGCUGAUGAGAUGGGGAUGGGGAAGACUAUUCAAGCAAUUGCCCUUGUCUUAGCUAAACGGGAAAUCAGACGAGCAGUUUCAGAACCCAUUGGACACUCACCUUCACCCUCUUCAUCCACUGCAUUGCCUGAAAUUAAAGGAACCCUCGUUAUUUGUCCAAUGGUUGCUGUGAGACAGUGGGAAAAUGAGGUUGAUCGGUUCACCACAAAAGGAAGCAACAUGGUACUGGUGUAUCAUGGGGCCAAAAGGGAAAAGAGUCUUCAACAAUUCUUUGAAUAUGAUUUUGUCAUAACGACAUACUCCAUUGUUGAGUCUGAAUAUAGGAAAACUGUGAUGCCACCCAAACAGAAGUGCCAGUGGUGUGGGAAAUUAUUUUCUGAAAGUAAGAUGUCUACUCACUUGAAAUUGUGUGGGCCUGACGCUGUUAGAACAGAUAAGCAGUCAAAACAACGGAGGAAGGGGGCUAAAAUUUCAGGAAAAAUGUUAAAGCUAUCUGUGUCUACUGACGGCCAAUCCAGUGAAUCUGAGGGUGACGAAAAGUGGGUUGUGUUCAAAAGGGCUAUGAAGCUGAACACUGAGGAAAAUGAUUUAGGAAUUGGCUCUUCCAAGGAUAAUUCAGCAGGUGUUGAACAAGGUGUGCUCAGAAGGAAAUCUAUUUUGCACUCUGUGAAAUGGGAUCGCAUUAUUUUGGAUGAGGCUCAUUAUAUAAAAGGUAGAAGUUGCAAUACCACAAAAGCUAUCCUUGCUUUAGAGUCUUCAUACAAAUGGGCUUUAAGUGGAACUCCUGUUCAGAAUCGUGUUGGAGAACUUUAUUCACUGGUCCGCUUCCUACAGAUAUUCCCUUACUCUUAUUACUUCUGUAAGGAUUGUGACUGCAAAUCACUUGAUUACAGAUCGUCAACUAGUUGUCCAAACUGCCCUCAUAGUUUUGGGAGGCACUUUUGCUGGUGGAACAAGUAUGUGUCUACACCAAUACAAAAACGUGGGAAUUCUGGUGAGGGUAGAAAAGCAAUGCUCUUGUUAAAGCACAAAAUUUUGAAGAGCACAAUGCUGAGACGCACUAAAAAGGGUAGGGAAGAAGAUCUUGCACUGCCUCCAAGAAUUAUUACAUUGAGAUGGGACACUCUGGAUAUCAAAGAAGAAGACUAUUAUACAUCAUUGAACAACGACAGUCAAGCGCAAUUUAAUACAUAUGUUGAGGCAGGAACUCUGAUGAAUAACUAUGCUCAUAUAUUUGUCCUCCUCACACGACUGCGGCAGGCAGUUGAUCACCCUUACCUUGUGGUAUAUUCUAGAACUGCUGCUGGAAGUGGAAGUUUGGAUGAUGCUGGUAAUGGUGAGCAAGUAUGUGGCUUAUGUCAUGACACAGUAGAAGAUCCUGUGGUCGCAUCAUGUGCGCACAUCUUCUGUAAGUCUUGUUUCAUCAAUUUCCCUGCUAGUACGGGACAAGUCUUAUGCCCUUCAUGUUCAGAACCACUUACUGUUGACUUCAGUACAAAUGUGGAUCAUGGAGUUCAGAAUUCUAAAACAACCAUUAAAGGGUUUAAACCAUCAAGUAUUCUAAACCGGAUCUGCCUUGACAAUUUCCAGACAAGUACAAAAAUUGAGGCUUUGAGAGAAGAAAUCAGAUUCAUGGUUGAAAGCGAUGGUUCUGCAAAAGGAAUCGUUUUUAGCCAAUUCACGUCAUUCUUGGAUCUGAUACACUACUCCCUCCAGAAGUCCGGCAUUACUUGUGCUCAAUUAGUGGGGUCCAUGUCCAUGAGUGCUAGAGAUGCUGCAAUUUUGAGAUUUACCAACAAUCCAGAUUGCAAAAUCUUCCUUAUGAGCUUGAAAGCUGGAGGUGUCGCCCUGAAUCUCACAGUUGCAUCACAUGUUUUCCUGAUGGAUCCCUGGUGGAAUCCAGCUGCAGAGCGACAAGCCCAAGAUAGAAUCCACCGAAUAGGACAAUAUAAACCUAUCAAGGUUGUGAGAUUUGUCAUUGAGAACACAAUUGAGGAAAGAAUUUUGGAGUUGCAGAAGAAGAAGGAACUAGUCUUUGAAGGGUUAGUUCAAAUUGUCUACGUGCAUUGGGAUACUCGCCAAAUUUUAGAACCUCCUGGGUGAAUCUGCUUACCCUUUU
Camellia sinensis is the source of this 2952-nucleotide messenger RNA. The record is from RefSeq and is a predicted model, not a curated record. NCBI's taxonomy places the organism in Eukaryota, Viridiplantae, Streptophyta, Magnoliopsida, Ericales, Theaceae.